Molecule: messenger RNA, 1823 nt
Organism: Daphnia pulicaria
Lineage: Eukaryota; Metazoa; Arthropoda; Branchiopoda; Diplostraca; Daphniidae
Product: glucosidase 2 subunit beta-like
Exons: 7
Coding region: 141-1742 (533 amino acids)
Biological process (GO): N-glycan processing
Cellular component (GO): glucosidase II complex
Molecular function (GO): calcium ion binding
Source: RefSeq, a predicted model, not a curated record
UUCCGCAUAUUAGAUUUUCGUUUCGUUUACACGUCAGACGUCAGUUUUCUGUGGAUAGCCGGUUGCUUAGGCUACCUUAAAAAGGAUUCUUUUGACUUUUUCAGCUUAAGAAAAAUUAUAGAAAACCAGGGUUCUGAAAAAUGUUUCAUAAAGAAUUUCGCGCAAUCAUUUUUCAAAAUGUACUCAUUUUGUGUGCGUCAGCAGUUCUCUGGAAACAAACUACGGUUACUGCUACCCAAGUAACACGUCCGCGAGGAGUUUCGUUAGCAAGAGCUUCUCUUUAUAGCCCAGAUGCUGAUUUUACUUGCUUAGAUGGCAGUGCAACAUUCCCUUUUAGAUAUGUUAAUGAUGAUUACUGUGACUGUCAGGAUGGUAGCGAUGAACCAGGGACUUCUGCUUGCCCCAAUGGCUCAUUUUAUUGUCGUAAUUUAGGCCAUGAAGCAAUGAUUGUUCCUUCUUCUCGGGUCAAUGAUGGGAUCUGUGACUGUUGUGAUGCUGCUGAUGAAUACCAGUCAGGUGCCAAUUGUGUCAACACAUGUAAAGAACUUGGUUCAGCAGCCCAGGAAGAAGCCCAAAGAAGAUAUGAGUUGGAAAGUCAAGGCUAUGCCAUCAAGUUGGAGUACAUUAAUAAGGGAAGACAAGCUAAACUUUCUCAACAAGAGAGGAAUAUGGCUUUGAAAGCUGAACAAGUGGAGGCAGAAGCCCUGCGUGCUGAAAAGGAAAGGGAGAAACAUGAAGCAGAAGAGCCUGAAAGGCAAGCCCUAGAUAAAUAUCGUCAAAUUGAACAAGAAGCUGUGAAAGAAAAAGAGGAAAUUGAAAGAUCCAAGCAAGAAACUGAGGCUUCCAAAGCAUUUGAUUGGCUAGACAGCAAUCAAGAUGGUAAGCUUCAAGUCGAGGAACUUCAAACCCACGUAGCGUUUGAUCAGAAUCAAGACGGCACAGUCACUGUUGAUGAAGCCAAAUUCUUUUUGCACAACGAAGAAGAAAUGGAAAAAAGCGAUUUCAUCGCUACCGGUUGGCCUUUGAUUAAACCCUUUGUCAUGAAAGCCCAAGGCUUGGAAAACCCAUCACAACCGGAUCAGCAAACUGGAGAAAUCCCACUGCCUGAUGACCAUCAACAAGACGAAUCUAUGCCAGAAACUGAGGGAGAAGAAGAAGAAGACGAGGAACACGAAGAAGAAGCAGAACCGGUGAAACCUUCCCCUGUUACUCCUAAUUCAGUGGAAUAUGAUGCCGAGACACAAGAGCUUAUCGAAGCGGCCAAUAAAGCCCGUAAUUCUUAUGACGAAGCUGAUCGACGACUGAGAGACCUCGAGCGAGAAAUCCGUCAGUUGGAAGAAUCCAAUUCCAAAGACUACGGCCCGAACGAAGAAUACCAGCCGAUGGACGGUCAGUGCUACGAGUAUAGUGAUAGGGAAUACACUUACAAAUUGUGCCCGUUCGAUAACGGGAGUCAACGUCCCAAACAUGGCGGUAGUGAGACUCGUCUAGGAUCUUGGGAUUCUUGGGAUGGUCCCGCAGAAAACAAAUACGGCGCCAUGAAGUAUGACAAAGGAGUUCAAUGCUGGAACGGUCCCCAGCGGUCUCUCAAGGUUCACUUGUCUUGCGGAAUGGAGAAUCAACUCCUUUCCGUUUCCGAGCCUAACCGUUGUGAAUACGAAAUGAAAUUCACGACGCCUGCUGCCUGUGGUGAACCCAAGAAACCCGACGAUGGUGAUUCGGAAAUUCACGACGAGUUGUAAAGAGUUCUGAAUUACUGUGCAGACAACUUUAUUUGCUUUCCAAGCAACAUUCCUUUUGCAAUACACUUACAAAUGAACUUA